This is a messenger RNA of Rubroshorea leprosula, 1239 nucleotides long. NCBI's taxonomy places the organism in Eukaryota, Viridiplantae, Streptophyta, Magnoliopsida, Malvales, Dipterocarpaceae. The record is from the annotation of a GenBank genome assembly.
AGAAUAUGCAGACAUGGCUAGAUGGGAGGAGCUACCGUGUGAUUUGAUAAUAGCAAUUAGCCAACGUCUUGAAUCAUAUGUUGAUUAUGUCCGAUUAGGUGCUAUAUGUUCAUCAUGGAAUUCUGCCAUACCAAAGAGCCCUACUCAUCUAUUCAAGCAAAUACCGUGGCUAAUGUUACCUUUUGAUGAUGAGACACAAACAAGUCGCGGUUUCUAUAGCAUCCUUGAUGACAAGGUAUAUCACUUGGAGCUAUCGGAGACUAGAGGCAAGCUCUUUCGUGGAUCUUGUUAUGGGUGGCUGGUAAUACUUGAAAUGAGUCCGGCACUUUGUCUUUUCAAUCCUCUCACCAAGUUUAAAAUCACUCUUCCUCCUCUGGACACCUUUCCUGAUAUGAAGAGUUACUGUCCUGAUGACAAAGAUAAAGAAUAUACUAUAAUUAAUUGUCUGCACGGGGUAACAAGGCAGUGGAGUCAAGCUUACAUGCGAGAGGUGUACAUUAAGAAGCUUGUAUUAUCCUCACCUCCACAUGAUGAUUAUUUGGCAAUAGCAAUAUUUGGUGAGCACCGCUGUUUGGCAUUUUGCAAGCGCAAUGACAACAAAUGGACAGCAGCAGAAACAUGUAAUCGACAUGGUUUUGAGGAUGUUAUCUUCUACAAAGACAAGAUUUAUGCUUUAGAGUCUUAUGGCGAGCUGCUAAUUUCUGACACGACUUCAUUGCCAAAAUUUUCAUUGAUUGAAGCAAAAAUACCCCGUUUGAGGAAUUAUACUGAGUUAAAUUUGGUCGGAUCUAAUAAUGGCCUGAUGAUGGUGGAAAGGUAUUACAUUUAUGAUGAUGAUGAUGAACCUGAUGGUGAUGAAUCUGAUGAAGUGGUGCACUACAAAACGUCUAGAUUUAAGAUUUACUUGCUAAAAUCCAAGUCAGGCGAAGAAAUGCUCAAGUGGUCUAAGAUUACACAUUUAGGUGAUAACGUGAUGUUUUUAGGGUAUAAUGCCUCAGUCCUGAUACCAAAUGUAGGUGUUCCAAAACUUAAAAGAAAUUGCAUCUACUACACCGAUUUUCAGAUAGAAUGUUGGCAGGAGGAUUAUUUUGGUGGUUUUGAUUUUGGCAUCUUCAACUUGGGCGAUGGGAGAAUCAAAGAAUUUGGAGAACUCAAUCUCAGUAGCGAAUAUGUUUCGACUCCACCAUUAUGGGUAGUGCCGAAUCCUUGAAUACUGUAGAAAAAACAUCGUUAAGCUCC